Molecule: messenger RNA, 1327 nt
Organism: Dioscorea cayenensis subsp. rotundata (Guinea yam)
Lineage: Eukaryota; Viridiplantae; Streptophyta; Magnoliopsida; Dioscoreales; Dioscoreaceae
Product: probable pyruvate, phosphate dikinase regulatory protein, chloroplastic
Exons: 3
Coding region: 29-1201 (390 amino acids)
Molecular function (GO): ATP binding; transferase activity, transferring phosphorus-containing groups
Source: RefSeq, a predicted model, not a curated record
UUUUAUAUUGUUUUUGCGAACGAGAACAAUGCUUGGAUACAAAAUGAUAACCAUGGCCUUCGUUUAUCCCCAAACUCUGACCAGACCGACGGCGAUCUCUUGCCUCCCCGAUGAGACGCCGGCCACUGAUCCACCGGCGCGGAAGCUGCCGCGUGGAAGCUCCCAGCUGAACCGAUGGUCCAUGGCACGGUCGCUUCGCUCCGGGCGCCGUCUCGACUGGUCGGCCCAGCGGAAGGACUCCGCCUCUACGAACACUGUCUCUCUGAUCCAGCCGGCGAUCUCGUCGGACGAUGAGGAGGUGGGGGUGGACGACGGAGAUAUGUCGGCUGGGAAGGCGAUAUACAUGGUGUCGGAUGGGACGGGGUGGACGGCUGAACACUCGGUGAACGCGGCGUUGGGGCAAUUCGAGUACUGCCUCGUCGAUCGUGGCUGCGCCGUGAACACCCACCUCUUCUCCGGGGUUGAAGAUGUCGAAAGACUGAUCGAGAUCAUAAAGCAAGCUGCAGAAGAAGGUGCUCUUGUACUCUACACUCUUGUGGAUCCUUCAAUGGCUGAAGCUGCAAAACAUGGCUGCCAACUAUGGGGAGUCCCAUCUGCCGACAUUCUCAGCCCCACAACGGAGGCCAUUGCCACACAUCUUGGUGUAGCUCCAUCUGGUAUCCCUCGAGGUGCUCCCGGGAGAAAUCCACUCUCCAAGGAGUACUUCAAACGAAUAGAAGCCAUUGAUUUCACCAUCAAACAGGAUGACGGCGCUCUUCCUCAGAACCUUAACCGUGCCAACAUUGUUCUUGUCGGUGUUUCGCGCACAGGAAAGACACCCUUAUCAAUUUAUCUGGCUCAGAAGGGCUAUAAGGUGGCGAACAUUCCAAUUGUGAUGGGUGUAGACCUUCCAAAGACAUUGUUUGAGAUCAACCAAGAUAAAGUGUUUGGAUUAACAAUUAAUCCAGUUGUUCUGCAGACCAUUAGGAAAGCCAGAGCCAAGAGUCUUGGUUUCAGUAAUCAGAUGGAGAGUAACUAUUCAGACAUGGAACAUGUUCGCGAAGAGAUCGAGUUUGCUAACAAGAUUUUCUCUCAAAACCCUGUAUGGCCGGUGAUCGAGGUUACUGGAAAAGCAAUAGAAGAAACUGCUGCAGUUAUUUUGAGGAUUCUUCAUGACAGGAAGAAGAAAUGCUCCAUGCCCAGCAUCUCCAAAAGAUACUAAGAACUAUUUAUUUGAAAUUUGUGCAUGACCAGGUUAUCAAAUCUUGUAACACAUCUCUGUAAAUAUUGUACAUACAUAAAAACAUAAAUAUAUAUAUAUAUAUAUAUAUAUAUAUGCUGUGAACUU